Messenger RNA from Humulus lupulus (European hop), 2254 nucleotides. RefSeq names its product UDP-N-acetylglucosamine diphosphorylase 2-like. The coding region runs from base 535 to 2007 and encodes 490 amino acids. The record is from RefSeq and is a predicted model, not a curated record. The transcript is spliced from 2 exons. Lineage: Eukaryota; Viridiplantae; Streptophyta; Magnoliopsida; Rosales; Cannabaceae. Gene Ontology annotation, molecular function: UDP-N-acetylglucosamine diphosphorylase activity. Gene Ontology annotation, biological process: UDP-N-acetylglucosamine biosynthetic process.
CUCAAGCGUAUUACACGGGUAUGCUUUUCCAUCCUUAUAGUUAAGUUAUACCUUAACAGGUACCAAGCCUUUGUUCCUACUGGAAUUCUAUGUUGACACCUUUUGUCGAGCUGGUGGAAGGUCGGUCAUCUAUCUUUAACUCACUUCUCUCCCACUCAUGUCGAUCGCCAUAUUUUACAGCUACAGGUGGGAAAGCGUACAACUCUGUUCUCAUGUUAUGAAAAUUGACAUUUUUUUUUUAAUUUUACAAUUUUGGUAAGGUUGAGCUUUCAAAGAUGGUAGCUUGAAUUUGAAUUGAACAACCAAACGAUCGCACAUUAAAGUAAUUUAAAAUAGGAAAGCAAGGACAUUUGGGUCAGUUCAAGUGGAACAGGCAGUUACUCUAGUUUGAUUCUAUGUCUUCAUCUCCACAACUACUGUCUGUUGUUGGAGUCUUUAUAUGAGUUGUGAUAAACUUUCUCAUUGAUAUCACUCCCUGUAAACUCAAGAUUGUCAAAGAGAAACUUAGAGAUUUAGAGAGAGAAGAAGAAGAAGAUGAGUGAAUCAAUAGCGGAGGCUUCGCCAUUGUCACAACAACCACCACAGGCCCUUCUAGAGAGACUCAAGGAUUACGGCCAAGAAGAUGCAUUUGCACUCUGGGAUGAGCUUUCCCUUGAGGAACGUCUCCUCCUUGUUAAGGACAUCGAGAGUCUAGAUCUUUCUAGGAUUGACCGAAUCAUACAGUGCUCGCUUCAAUCUCAUAGCCUACCGACGUCGGUGAUUGAGCCGGUGCCGGAGGGUAGCGUUUCGUCGGUGGAGGAGCGGCGACCCGAGGAUAAAGCAAGAUGGUGGAAGAUGGGGUUGAAAGCAAUCUCAGAGGGGAAAUUUGCUGUUUUGUUAUUAUCAGGUGGGCAGGGAACUAGGCUUGGAAGUUCUGAUCCAAAGGGUUGCUUCAACAUUGGCCUUCCUUCUGGAAAAUCUCUGUUUCAGCUUCAAGCUGAGAGGAUUCUGUGUGUCCAGAGAUUAGCUGCACAAUCCAAAAACGACACCGCUUCCUCAACUGGUAAUUCAGUGAUGAUACAUUGGUAUAUUAUGACAAGUCCAUUCACUGAUGAGUCCACACGCAAGUUUUUCGAGUAUCAUAAGUAUUUUGGGCUUGAAGUAGAACAAGUUACCUUCUUUCAACAAGGCACCAUUCCUUGUAUUUCAAAAGAUGGUAGGUUUAUAAUGGAGACUCCGUACAAAAUAGCUAAGGCCCCAGAUGGGAAUGGAGGAGUGUAUUCAGCUCUUAAGUCGUCUAACUUGUUGGAAGACAUGUCCAUGAAAGGAGUCAAGUACUUGGAUUGCUAUGGUGUUGAUAAUGCACUGGUUCGUGUAGCUGACCCAACUUUCUUGGGCUAUUUCAUUGAGAAAGGUGUGGCUGCCGCUACAAAAGUUGUACGUAAGGCGUACCCACAAGAGAAAGUCGGUGUCUUUGCACGUAGAGGCAAGGGGGGGCCUCUAACUGUGGUUGAAUACAGUGAGUUGGAUUCUAAUUUAGCUUCAGCUAUCAACCAAGAAACAGGACGCCUACGUUACUGUUGGAGCAACGUUUGUUUGCACAUGUUUACUGUGGAUUUCCUCCACCAAGUGGCGAAUGGCCUUGAGAAGGACAACAUUUACCAUCUGGCUGAGAAGAAAGUACCUUCGAUUCAUGGUCACACCACUGGCUAUAAACUUGAGCAGUUCAUAUUUGAUGCAUUCCCAUAUGCGCCCUCUACUGCCCUUUAUGAGGUACUGCGUGACGAAGAAUUUGCGCCUGUGAAAAACGCAAAUGGCUCGGCGUUUGACACUCCAGACAGUGCUAGGCUUCUUGUUCUGCGGCUUCACUCUCGUUGGGUGGUCACUGCUGGUGGGUUCUUGACGCAUUCCGUGCCUUUAUAUGCGACCGGUGUGGAGGUUUCACCGCUGUGUUCGUAUGCAGGGGAGAACCUUGAAGCCAUAUGCCGUGGUAGAACCUUUCAUGCCCCAUGUGAAAUAACUUUCUAAAUAGAUAAUUUCAUACAAUCUCUAUCUAUGUCAGCUCUAUUUUAAAGCAAGUUAGGGUGAGUUAAGUUCGUCUAUCUCAUGUUCGGAGAUGAGAUAAUUAUAUGUGAUUUACUGGUAUGGGAAUAUUAGUCUUGGGAUAUUUUGGGCAUGAUUCAAUUCUAAUAAUAUGUGAUGUGCAAUUUGAUACCUUCGUAAUUAAUAAUGAGCCAUAUUUUGUUGUUAAGUGAUAAAUAAUAAUUUUUUUUAA